AUGAGUAAAUUGAAGAGUUUAAAUCGGGAGUUCAUAUCAAAUCUCAAAACUCAUAAGAUUGUCACCAAUGCGAAACGAAAUCUCAUCUUAUCAAUUUUGAAAUCAACUACUACAAAGAGGGAAGCCAAAACAUAUUUGAGUAAAUAUCAAAAUCAAUUUGAUUUUGCUGAAAUAACUUUUGGUAAGGUUCAAAGUGACGAAAAUUCUUUAAAUAUCAGAGAUAAUCAACGGGAAUUAUUUAUAAAUCGUUUUCUCAACAAGCAAAAUCCAUUUGUUAAUAUAUAUGAUAAUGAAGAUACUAAACUACCCAAGAUACCUUUAAGGUUGGCCAUAUUCAAGAUCAAGUUCCCGGAUAUCCUGGCCUACACCUGGAAGCAAAUUGCAGAAACAUUUAGAAGGUUAGUUCAUCUUGGAAUUUCUCCAAUUAUAAUGCUAGAUUUUGAUCAUCUACCCAAAAAUACUUUUGCUCAUAAUGAAUCAUAUAUGAUAAACCAAACUAAUAAAAUAAUGAAUCAUUUGGGUAAACCAGAAGAUGAUUUCCAUGAUUUGAAAACUUCGAUGUUGAGGUCCACUUUUUCAAGGAAUUCACAUGGUGAAAUUAAAGUAGAUAGUUUAGAACUGAUAUUGAUACCAUUAUAUCAAGGAAUAAUUCCUUUGGUUCAACCAAUUGUUUACGAUUCAGAGUCAAGUCUACAGACACUGGGAAAUUCCCAUGACUUACUCUAUGCAUUAUGCUCGUCUUUACUUGAUAGAAAUGAUUUAUUAACCAUUGAGAAAGUAGUGAUGAUUGAUCCAAUUGGUGGUAUACCUUCGAUUGAAAGAAAUCAAACCAGUCAUGUUUUCAUAAAUUUAUCUCAAGAGUAUUCUGAUAUCGUUUCUGAAUUGUUCAUAGGUUUCAUCGAUCCAGAUGUUCGUGAUUUACAUGUAUCCAACUUAAGAGCCAUGAAUAAUAUUCUUAGCUUAGCCUCAAGCAAAUCUGGUCGUGACGAUACUACAGGUAUAAUUACCACUCCGCAUAUCAUGUCAAUCAAUAAUGAUCAAUUAAAUCCAAUCAUAUAUAAUGUUCUAACUGAUCGUGCCGUUAUAUCUUCGUCGUUACCCUCAUCCCAAGGAAGAACCCCGCAACUUUCAACUUCGAUAUUGAAAAAGGGUAUUGACGUCACAAUUCUUGAUGCCGACAAUUAUAUCGGAGAAUUUACUUUUAACAACCUAGUAAAGGAUGGUUUGGUGGAUAAAGACCGAAUGGUUCAUCUAAUAAACGAUUCUUUUGGCAAAGAGUUGAACGCAUCAACUUAUUUCGAAAGAAUUAACGAAUCCAUUGCCACCAUCGUUAUCGUUGGUGACUACGACGGCGCUGCAAUAAUCACUUGGGAAAACAUCGAUGACUCAACAGAUUCAGCAGCUUUCUCUUCAGGUAAAGUUGCAUAUCUCGACAAGUUUGCCAUUGCCAAAAAAAACCAAGGGUUACCGGGUCUUGCUGAUAUUAUCUUCAAAGUUAUUUUACAAUCGCAUUCGAACGAGUUGAUUUGGAGGUCUCGAAAGAAUAACCCCGUCAAUAAAUGGUAUUUCGAAAGAUGCCGUGGCUCAAUAAGCUUACCUGAUUCUCAAUGGAAAGCUUUCUACACCGGAGAGAUUUUCAAUAAGAAAAUUGAUAAGUCCAAACAACGACAACAAGUUGGCGCUGUUGACAUCAAGAAAAAGAUCCAUGAAUACACCAAAAUCGUGGAAGGAAUUGCUCCUUCUUUCUAA
Hyphopichia burtonii NRRL Y-1933 is the source of this 1749-nucleotide messenger RNA. RefSeq names its product acetyl-CoA:L-glutamate N-acetyltransferase (gene ARG2). Gene Ontology annotation, molecular function: L-glutamate N-acetyltransferase activity, acting on acetyl-CoA as donor; arginine binding. The transcript has a single exon. Gene Ontology annotation, cellular component: mitochondrial matrix. Gene Ontology annotation, biological process: L-arginine biosynthetic process. The coding region runs from base 1 to 1749 and encodes 582 amino acids. Lineage: Eukaryota; Fungi; Ascomycota; Pichiomycetes; Serinales; Debaryomycetaceae. The record is from RefSeq and is a predicted model, not a curated record.